AGAGUCGGUUUACGGCAAGUCGUCGAGCAAGUAAUGAACGUUCAAAGUGAUAGUUCUUCCCGACUCGUAGACUAUAUCAACGCUGCCCAGUCUGGACAUUUUGAAGUUGGGGGAGAUGCAUCCCAAGUGUCGAUGAAGAUGAUGCGAGGUGAAGUGUCGGCCAAGACGACGUAUCAGCGCACCUCCACUGGACCCGUCGUAGUCGCCUCCGUUGACCCUGAGGGCAAGUUCAUCGUCCUCGAGAACACAUCGUCAGGAACAUCACGCAGGGAUGUCGAUCUCGACAGCUACAGACAUGAGAGGGACUUGGACUCCAAGAGAAAACUGUCAUACACCUUCAGAAACUAUUCACUGAAGGCCGGGAAACAGGUCAAGAUUUGGGCCAAAGGAUCCUCGACGAGUGCCGGCUUGAAUGACCUGGUGUUCCACGACGCCGACUCCAGGGGAACCGGCUCCAACAUCACCACCACCCUCCUCAAUAACAAGAACGAGGAGAAGGCCUGCCACAUCCAGAAGACCAACUACUCCUAAACGUCCCCAAG
Haliotis rubra (blacklip abalone) is the source of this 542-nucleotide messenger RNA. Its product is annotated as 70 kDa neurofilament protein-like. The transcript has 5 exons. The coding region runs from base 34 to 531 and encodes 165 amino acids. Lineage: Eukaryota; Metazoa; Mollusca; Gastropoda; Lepetellida; Haliotidae. The record is from RefSeq and is a predicted model, not a curated record.